This is a messenger RNA of Hyposmocoma kahamanoa, 1385 nucleotides long. Its product is annotated as probable inactive tRNA-specific adenosine deaminase-like protein 3. Gene Ontology annotation, molecular function: tRNA-specific adenosine-34 deaminase activity. The coding region runs from base 265 to 1335 and encodes 356 amino acids. Gene Ontology annotation, biological process: tRNA wobble adenosine to inosine editing. Gene Ontology annotation, cellular component: nucleus; cytoplasm. The record is from RefSeq and is a predicted model, not a curated record. The transcript has a single exon. Lineage: Eukaryota; Metazoa; Arthropoda; Insecta; Lepidoptera; Cosmopterigidae.
UUAAAUACCAAUUUAUAGACCUUAUCGCUGGCAAAAGACGUCCAGUCACAAUGAACUACCAACUUUAAACGCUUUAAAACUUUAUUGCAAUUGCUGUGGACUCAGUAUUGUGUGAACACAAUUUUUGACCAAGGACAUGUCUAAAGUGAAUUUAUGCAAAUGAGACGCACUAUAAUAAAAACCUCAAAGAAAUAGAAGAAAUAUCAAAGAAGUGUUAACUGAACCGGCUGACUGAUAGCCCUAUAGUCUCCAAUAGACAAAGAAAUGGAUCCUCCACUUAAGAAAUUGAAAACACAAGAACCAAUAAUCAAAACCAUAGACACGUACAUAAACAAGAUGAGAGAAUCCAAGGAAAAUCUCCACGCUGUCUUAGGGGAUGAUUUCACUAAACCAAUACCGCUGAUAAAAGUUUAUGCAGGUCAUGUAAAGAAUCCCAAAGACUUGUCUCGUAUUAUUUUGACAUUAAACGAAAAAGUGCCUCUUAAGGAAUUGAGUCAUUUGAAAAGGGUACGGAAAAGAGAGGUCAUAUUAUGCCCCAUAGACUGUCUGAAUGGUGUAUCUAUACAACAAUAUUUAGAAGUGAACGUACAAAAUUUGUAUGAUGUGUUUGAAUAUUUUAGAGAAAUUGAAGUGCCAAUGUACGCUCCUAAAGUGAAAAAACAGUGUAACAUGCUCGCUUGGUCUUAUAACUUUCACCCUAAUAUGUAUUAUGAGAAAUUAGUUAGUGAUGAUUUUUUCUCCGUAAACGAAAUGAAUAUACACAAAAAAUACAUGGAAAUAGCAUUUGUUUGUGCAAAAUGGUAUAUCCAGGAACAUAACCGUUACAUUACUGAUCUUUUAGACAUGAAUAUCACUCUGGUUAUAGAUCCCUUGGUAAAAUCUAACAGUGUGGUAGCAAUAUCGUGUAAUAAUGAAAAUCAUCCCAUACAACAUUCCGCUAUGGUAGCUAUUGACAAUGUUGCUAAAACACAGAAAGGAGGUGUAUGGAAUGUAUCAGACAAUACAGUAUAUAAUUUGAAAGGGAUUGAUGAAAAACUACAUCAACAUUUAACAGAAAUUUACCCGGAAGAGAAUUUUGGUGCAAGAAACUAUAUGAGCAAGGACGAAGCAAGUGAUUGUGACAGUUCAGAUGGACCGUAUUUAUGUACUGGUUAUUACAUAUAUAUGAUAAAAGAGCCAUGUGUUAUGUGUAGUAUGGCUUUAGUUCAUGCGAGGGCAAAACGGAUUUUUUAUACGUUUCCUAAUGAGCUCUGUGGUGCGUUGUGUUCUAAGGUUAAAUUGCAGAGUGUACCGUCUUUGAAUCAUCGUUUUGAAGUGUUUACGGGGUUUUUAUAAUAUUUUAUAUACGAAUUAGUAGCGUAAGAGAUGUUCCAAGUACUCCUGCA